Messenger RNA from Akanthomyces muscarius, 1401 nucleotides. RefSeq lists its product as uncharacterized. NCBI's taxonomy places the organism in Eukaryota, Fungi, Ascomycota, Sordariomycetes, Hypocreales, Cordycipitaceae. The record is from RefSeq and is a predicted model, not a curated record. Gene Ontology annotation, molecular function: pyridoxal phosphate binding. Gene Ontology annotation, biological process: GABA catabolic process. Bases 1 to 1401 code for a protein of 466 amino acids. The transcript has 4 exons. Gene Ontology annotation, cellular component: mitochondrion.
AUGGCGACAGCCUCGUCGGUGUUCCCCAACGAGCCUCCGAAGCCGGCCGUCAAGACCGCGAUCCCUGGACCUCAAUCCAAGGCUGCGCUGGAAAAGCUGGAGAGAGUAUUCGACACGAGGAGCAUGAACUUUGUGGCCGACUAUGACAAGUGCCAUGGAAAUUACAUCGUCGACCAUGAUGGCAACGUUCUCUUGGACGCAUUUGCUCAGAUUGCUUCCAUUCCGCUGGGCUACAACAAUCCUCACCUGCUCGAAGUCGCAGAUAGUCCUCAGAUGAAGAGCGCCAUUGUCAACCGUCCUGCCAUUGGAGCCUUUCCCUCAUCCGAGUGGGCGGAUGUCCUGGAGACUGGUUUGCUAAAGGCGGCACCCAAGGGCUUUAGCCAAGUGUUUACCUCCAUGACCGGUUCCGAUGCCAACGAGCUGGCGUUCAAGGCCGCCUUCAUCUGGCGCCGCACCCUGGAGCGCAAGGGCGCCGAAUUCACAGCAGAGGAGCUCUCCUCCGUCAUGAAGAACGAAGAGCCCGGCGCGCCCAAGUACUCCAUCCUCUCCUUCGAGGGCGGAUUCCACGGCCGCCUCUUUGGUAGCCUGAGCGCCACGCGCAGCAAGGCCAUCCACAAGCUCGACAUUCCCGCGUUCGACUGGCCCGCCGCGCCCUUCCCGCAGCUGAAGUACCCCCUCGAGGAGCACGCCGCCGGCAACGCCGCCGAGGAGGAGCGCUGCCUCGCCGAGACGGAGCGUCUGCUGUCCAGCUGGCCGCAGCCCGUCGCCGCCGUCAUCGUCGAGCCGAUCCAGUCCGAGGGCGGCGACAACCACGCCUCGCCCGCGUUUUUCCGGCGCCUGCGCGAGAUGACCGCCGCGCGCAACGUGCUCAUGAUUGUCGACGAGGUGCAGACGGGCGUCGGCGCGACGGGCAAGUUUUGGGCGCAUGAGCACUGGGGCCUGGCCACGCCGCCCGACAUGGUCACGUUUUCCAAAAAGGCGCAGGCCGCGGGGUUCUACUACCGCGACGACGCGCUGCGGCCCGACAAGCCGUACCGCCAGUACAACACCUGGAUGGGCGACCCGGCGCGCGCGCUGCUCUUCCGCGGCAUCCACGACGAGGUGCGCCGCCUGGGCCUCGUGGAGCGCACGGCGGCCGUCGGGCGCUACCUGUACGGGAAGCUGGAGGCGCUGGCGGCCAAGUAUCCCGGCGAGGUUCAGAACCUGCGCGGCAAGGAUAGGGGCACCUUUAUCGCGUUUGACAGCCCCCGCAGGGAGCAGGUGCUGGCCAAGGCCAAGGCUCACGGGCUGAAUAUUGGAGCGAGCGGUGAUAGGGCGAUUCGCCUGCGGCCGAUGCUGGUGUUUGAAGAGGGACAUGCGGACAUUUUGAUCGACAUUUUGGAGACGGCUAUUAAGCAAUGA